This is a messenger RNA of Rattus rattus (black rat), 2328 nucleotides long. RefSeq names its product prion like protein doppel (gene Prnd). The record is from RefSeq and is a predicted model, not a curated record. Lineage: Eukaryota; Metazoa; Chordata; Mammalia; Rodentia; Muridae. The transcript has 2 exons. Bases 7 to 543 code for a protein of 178 amino acids. Gene Ontology annotation, molecular function: copper ion binding. Gene Ontology annotation, biological process: protein homooligomerization; intracellular copper ion homeostasis. Gene Ontology annotation, cellular component: membrane.
CCCACCAUGAAGAACCGUCUGGGUACAUGGGGGCUGGCCAUCCUCUGCCUGCUGCUUGCUAGCCACCUCUCCACGGUUAAGGCCAGGGGCAUAAAGCAUAGGUUCAAGUGGAACCGGAAGGUCCUGCCCAGCAGCGGCCAGAUUACCGAAGCCCAGGUGGCUGAGAACCGCCCAGGAGCCUUCAUCAAGCAAGGCCGGAAGCUGGACAUCGACUUCGGAGCAGAGGGCAACAAGUACUAUGCGGCCAACUACUGGCAGUUCCCUGAUGGGAUCUACUACGAAGGCUGCUCUGAAGCCAACGUGACCAAGGAGAUGCUGGUGACCCGCUGCGUCAACGCCACCCAGGCGGCCAAUCAGGCUGAGUUCUCCCGGGAGAAGCAGGAUAGCAAGCUCCACCAGCGAGUCCUGUGGCGGGUGAUCAAAGAGAUCUGUUCCACCAAGCACUGCGAUUUCUGGCUGGAAAGGGGAGCGGCGCUGCGAAUCACCGUGGACCAACAGGCGAUGGUCUGCCUGCUGGGUUUCAUUUGGUUUAUUGUGAAGUAAACAGCAAUGAAACUGGCAGCCACAGAGAAAGGAAUUUAUGUAGCCCAGGUUGGCCCCAAACUCAUGAUCUUCUGGCCCCUGCCUCCUGAAUGCCGGGAUUACAGACAUAGCACCAAGCCCGAUGUGUGUUUACUGCUGAAGUCCCCUGGCCCUAUGUGCAUGCGUGUUCUUAGACAUCUGUGACGCUUGCUUUGCACAGGACUCUCUGCAAUCACUAUCCGUUUUUAAAACCUCUUUGGUAAGAGCUAAUCUCUGUGAAUCAUUUAACACUCCAAAAAUAUAGUUAUUGGCCAAAAGGCUGAAGAGAAAUGACACCUUUAGAGAGACCCAAUAACAAAUCGAUAUGCCACUUUGUGGAUUUAAAUGUGUAUUAAACUAUGAGUGCUACUUGAAUGUUUAAAAAUCUUUUAAGAUUCUUCUGCAGGCUUUCCUCACCUUUCAGGACCCCAGAAGUUGCUGAACUGAACGGUUCUGGAGAUAACCGCUGCUGGUUGUAGUCUCUUGUAAAAGGAACAUCUGCCAGGGGGGUCGGGUAUUGUCAAAGGAGUCAUCUGCAACGUUCCAGAACACGAGUGCUGAUAACAGUACCUCACGAGCCGAGUUCCCAGUGCUAUCAGUUCUCCUCAAGGACACCUCUGGGAAGCUUCACAUGGUAAAGGGACAUGAAGCAGGGCAGCCCAAGGAUUCACAGCCUUCCCCUGGAACCUGUACCACUGGACAGACAGCCCCUGAAAACCAACCUGCUACAGUACUCCACUGCCGCCAAGACACGCCCCCUCGGCUUACUGUCUACUAAUUCUACAGCAGAGGGCGGGGAGAAGCCCAGAACACACAGUUUAUCCCUUGCAUGUCAUUUUAAAUAUCAGGCAAGAAAGAAGGAAUAGUUCUUAGAUGGUGAUGUUGUCGUUUCAGCUCCAGGCUUAAGGCUUAGUUUCCAGGGCGCACAAAGCCGUGGACAGCCAACUUCCUUCUGGCGAGAAAAUGCUUAGGCUGGACAGAGUCCAUGCUCCACGAUUGCCGUGUUCUCUCCGACUAUUGGUCGUCUCUGCCCACGAACUAACUGCGACAGCCAAUAAGUGUCAGUGUGAUUUGACUACCAAAUUCGCUUAUUUCGUUUUGUUUUUUUUAUUUAAGCAGGGAUGUUCUUGCUUACUUACUUACGGAUCAGGAGGGGGUUUCUUAGCCCUUCUAAGAGUUCCUGAGCUAAAACGCGUGCUCUGUAGAACUGCACGCAAACUGACAGCCGAGUAAAAGGGGGCGGGGCUGCAAUUCCUGCGUCUGAUUGGUCACGAAGUUUUCACCUCUCCAGACUCCCCACUCCUUUACUCAUUUGCAACUGCAAAUGUAGCAAUUUGCAAUCCUAAUACAGGGCCAGAACGCUGGGUACCUUAAAGCUUUACUUGACAUCAUUUAGUGCUUUCUGUCCAUUUUUUAAUGACUUUUGUUUUCUUGUUUCUUUAACCCUAUCCCCUCCUUCUACCCUAGUAUGAGACCCGUACCCCUUUACUGUGUCUAAAUAUAAAGACGAGGGUUUUAAUUUUGUUUCAUUACAACCUUUAAAAUACAAAGAGCACUAUGUUUGUUUCUCUGCGGCUUGUAUUCCUGACUUCAUGGAAUACCAUUACACUCUCUGGAUCGGUAACCAGGUAACAUCUAACUAGUCCUUUUAGAUGACCAUGAAAUAUUCCACAGGACAGAUGCACUUCGAGUGACUUAGCAAUUUCCUUGUUGACAGAUUCUCAGAUUGUUCUUAUCCUGCAAACAAUAAACACCCGUAAACAAACA